This is a messenger RNA of Cooperia oncophora, 804 nucleotides long. NCBI's taxonomy places the organism in Eukaryota, Metazoa, Nematoda, Chromadorea, Rhabditida, Trichostrongylidae. The record is from the annotation of a GenBank genome assembly.
AUGGUGGUUCAGGUAAAAGUGAAAGCACAACGCAUUGUUGCCUACGCAGCAGUGGCGCUAUCCGUUUUGUCCUUUCUGAUCGUUUGCGUAACUCUGCCUGUCGUCUUUAAAUACGUGAGGUAUAUGAAAGGAAGUUUGGAGGAAGAGAUCAAAUUUUGCAUAACUUCUGCAAAAGAUGCGCAGAUGGAAACCAAGCUCUUCAAGGCGAUCCCCCAUUCGACCAACCGAACUAUUCGCCAGACGAAUGAAAACCUCUCAUUCCGAGAUUCCUUUGCUGGAUGCCAGGAAACCCGGGUAGACCGCCUCGGCAACCAUGUCAUCCUGUCACUCCUCCGCCAUGUUUCCAAUGUCCGGGCUGUCACGUGGGAACGCGGGCCACGUGGAUCGCCUGGCGAACCUGGACCAAAUGGCUUUCCUGGACCACCUGGAGAGAAUGCAGCACCUGGAUUGCCCGGAGCACCUGGCCCUCCGGGUGCACCCGGAGAGACUGGAGAGCCCGGUCCGGACGGCAGACAUGGAGCACCUGCCCCUUAUCAGCCUGACGUACCGAGUCUACAAGGCGCUCCUGGAGAUCGUGGAGAAUGCGGAACACCAGGUCCACCCGGUUAUCCCGGACGCAACGGUCUUCCGGGACCACCUGGGCCGAGAGGUCCUCCUGGGCAAGUUGGUCCAGGAGGCCGUGAAGGACCCGUUGGUGCAUUCGGCCCCACUGGACCACAAGGACAACAAGGACAGAGAGGCAUAUGCCCGAAAUACUGCUCGAUUGAUGGCGGAGCUUUCUACGAGGACGCUGUCAAGAGAUAA